This is a messenger RNA of Topomyia yanbarensis, 1496 nucleotides long. RefSeq names its product glia maturation factor beta (gene GMF). Gene Ontology annotation, molecular function: Arp2/3 complex binding; actin binding. Gene Ontology annotation, cellular component: actin cortical patch. The record is from RefSeq and is a predicted model, not a curated record. Bases 197 to 613 code for a protein of 138 amino acids. NCBI's taxonomy places the organism in Eukaryota, Metazoa, Arthropoda, Insecta, Diptera, Culicidae. Gene Ontology annotation, biological process: actin filament debranching; negative regulation of Arp2/3 complex-mediated actin nucleation. The transcript has 3 exons.
CCGUCUUCCUGCUUGCAGUCUGUGCACAAAGCGAUGAGCAUAAAGAGGCGAGGCGAACACAGAAAACAAUAAUCGUGCAUAUUCUUAUCGUUUUAGCAUUACUUUUCCAUUGCAUUUUAUUAUUAAUUGCAAAUCUUUUAAACAAUCCCACCUAUCACAGGAUCAAUAGUUCUAAUUUGUUUGGAACACAUCAAACAUGUCUGAAGCGCAGAUCUGUGACAUUAGCUCGGAAGUUAAGGAGGAAAUCAGCAAGUUUCGUUUUCGUCGGAAUGCGGCCAACACUGCAUUAAUUUUAAAAAUCGACCGCGAGAAGCAACUGGUAACGGUUGACGAACUGCUGGACGACAUCUCUGUAGAGGAACUGCAGGAGCAACUACCGAGCCAUCAGCCGCGAUACAUCAUCUAUAGUUACAAGAUGGUCCAUGACGAUUCGCGGAUAUCGUACCCGAUGUGUUUCAUCUUCUACACUCCAAGGGACAGCCAGAUGGAACUGUGUAUGCUGUAUGCUAAAACACGCAUGGCUUUGCAACGAGAAGCUGAUCUUACUAGAUUCUACGAAAUUCGGGAACUCGACGAUAUGACUGAAGAUUGGUUGAAAGAGAAAUUAAGAUAGAACUAGCGGAUUCGAAACAGAUCGCCGUAGCCAAACGUCGCCAAGCGUGUACUAACUAUAGGGUUUUAUUUAGCUAUGCCUUGAAAACUUUGAAUGAUAGGUUUUAGAUUGUGGCUCCAAAAUGUACAAAGUACCGCUGCUUUCGAUUAGUAGAUAUUGCAUUUUUGCUUUCUCGGCGUACCGUAUAUGAUGAAAGCAUUUUAUUCCUGUAGCGCAAUGUGUUUCACAUUUCCGCAAUAUCGUUUAGAAACGACACUAGUAUAACCAUAUCGAUUUGUAGUAACAUAGACGAAAAUAUCGGAUGUAAUUCCAUUUUUAGUGUAUUACGCUAAAAUUAAUAUUUCAAAAUUCCAGUCAUGCAUACGCAGACAAAAGCAUUUCUCGGAAACGCACCGCUAUUUUAGUUCUAACGGAAAAGAUUUUCUUACCUUCAAAAAUAAUCAUACUAAGGAUAAUUCCAUUCCUUUGCUGUUUUAAUCAUUUCAGUUUGUAGUCUGUCGUAUUCUACAGAGUACAACAAGACUUAUUGCUGCGUAUUAUUUUUAUUCGGAACAAUCAUUCAAAUUUAUGGUAUAAUAGAUAUGUAGAAAUAGUGUUUUAGAAGUAGAUAAUUUUGCCAAAAUCGGCUUAACAUGAACGAAUUAAAGUUUGGUCGAUAUUGUGUAAAACAAUUUGUUUGGCACUUCGCGGUAUAAAAGUUAGGUAAGCUGUAUUUCCUACGCUUCCACAUUAGAUGUAAUCGAAUCGGAUACAGGAUAAUAUUGUGUAAAUCUUUUAAAGAAGUACAAGAUAGUACAUACAUAAAAUUAUUUAGAAGCGGUUAUGAAAUAAUAACCAGAAUAGCAAUCGUAUACAGCAUAAUAAAAGCUGCAGUAGCUCUAAU